Messenger RNA from Closterium sp. NIES-67, 1129 nucleotides. NCBI's taxonomy places the organism in Eukaryota, Viridiplantae, Streptophyta, Zygnematophyceae, Desmidiales, Closteriaceae. The record is from the annotation of a GenBank genome assembly.
AAAUCCUGACAUUCCCAUCACCGACCCACAUCCUCCCCUACCAUGAAUUCGUCAGCGCCAUUCGCGCCCAGUUCCACCACCAUGCUCUCGUCGCUAAGAAUCCGUGCGGGUCCCAAUUGGCCUCUAGCGCUUAGUUUUCCACGGAAUUUGUGGAACGAUGCGCUUCAUGCGAAUAGGCGCACAGGGAUGCAGUGCGGUGACAGGCUGAGGUGGCCGGGUGGCGAAGCGUCAAUGAGGUCCGAGGCGGCGACAUCGAUGUUGCCGAUGGCCGGCGACCCUCAGCGGCGAGCCACAUCUUCCUGCCGGGAAGCUCCGUCCGCGGCGGCAGCAGCAGCGGCGUCAGCAGCGCAGCCCAGCGACCCGGACCUCGCCCAGUCGCUGCUGAGCGGCCGCAAGCUCACGGCCGUCGCGCACCAGCUGUGGAGCAGUGUGGUGCGGCGGGGCGACACGGUGGUGGACGCCACGUGCGGCAACGGCCACGACGCCCUCGCCAUGGCCGCCCUCGCGCUCUCGCUCGCGCCCACCGCUGGCGAUGCAGAGAGUGCGAGGGAGGAGGUGAGAGGGCGAGUGGUGGCCAUGGACAUACAGGAGGAGGCAGUCAGGAGAACCAAUCAGCGGCUGGCAGCUGGCCUGUCAGAGCAGCAGAUGGCUCGUGUGCACACCAUAUGCGGCUGCCACUCCACGCUGCUUCAACAUGUCGCCCCAGACUCUGCACGCCUCGUGGCGUUCAACCUUGGCUAUCUGCCUCAUGCCGACCGCCAUCCUUCUGUCGCCACUCCCUCUCCUCCCACCGCUCUUCCUGUGCUCACAACACAGCCGAGCAGCACGGUGGCAGCGCUAGCGGCAGCAGUGACAGCCACAGCAGUGGGGGGCGUCAUCAGUGUCAUGGCGUAUGUGGGCCACACAGGGGGCAGGGAGGAGUACGAUGCCGUGCUCAACGUGGCAGCGUCACUGCCUACUGACUCUUGGGUGUGCUGGGAGCAUCGAAGCAUCAACCGCCCUUUGAGUCCUCGGUUGGUGGUCAUGCGUCGUACACAAUAAUUGAGAAAUUAUAGGGUUUUUAUGCCCCAUUGAUGAUGUUUUUGUCACGGUUUUAUGCAAAUAUCCCCAUUCUGGUUCCUUAUAUGAU